Messenger RNA from Varanus komodoensis (Komodo dragon), 972 nucleotides. Its product is annotated as germ cell-specific gene 1-like protein. Gene Ontology annotation, cellular component: plasma membrane. The coding region runs from base 1 to 972 and encodes 323 amino acids. NCBI's taxonomy places the organism in Eukaryota, Metazoa, Chordata, Lepidosauria, Squamata, Varanidae. The transcript is spliced from 5 exons. The record is from RefSeq and is a predicted model, not a curated record.
AUGAUUAAACUAAGCCGGAGGUCGCGCUCGAUGCUCUCGUUGGGCCUCAAUUCUCUCGCCCUCUGCUUCUCUGUGUCGGCGUUCUGCACCAGCUAUUGGUGUGAGGGGACCCACAAGGUGGUGAAGCCGCCCUGCCUCUCGGCUGUCAAGAAGGGGAACUGUGUGUCCAUCAACAGCAACGAGACCACGUACGGGAAUGUGACAAUGGAUCCUCACGUGGUCCAGUACAUCUGGGAGACGGGCGAAGACAAGUACGCCUUCCGAUACUUCCACACGGGCUUCUGGCUUUCCUGUGAGGAACAUCAUGGAGAGGAGAAGUGCCGAAGUUUCAUUGAGCUGCCCCCAGAGUCGGAAAAAGGUGUGCUUUGGCUCUCUGUGGCCUCAGAAUUUCUUUACAUCAUCCUGUUGACCAUUGGAUUCUUGUUGAUGUGCUUGGAUGCUGUCUACUACGCCAACUUCAUUGAUGGACUCAAGAUCAAUGCUUUUGCUGCUGUGAUCACCGUUCUUUCAGGGCUAUUGGGCAUGGUGGCCCAUAUGAUGUACAUGACCGUCUUCCAGGUCGCUGUGAACCUAGGACCAAAAGACUGGAGGCCUCAGACAUGGUAUUAUGGAUGGUCAUUUGGCAUGGCCUGGCUCUCUUUCACGCUCUGCAUGGCCGCCUCCGUUCUGACCCUCAACACCUACACGAAAACCAUCCUGGAGUUCAAAUACCGUCGGCGGAUUUUUGAGAAGCAUACCGCAUCGAUGGCGAGCGCCAGAGGCCCCGGCUCACCUGCUCUGGCCCCCGACCUUGAGCGCUUCCUCUGGGAUAAAUACAUAUUCAGCGUUAGUGACUCUCUUGACUUCUCACCCGGCCUGCCGGGCCCCAUGGCUCCUGGAGGGGGCCGGAAGACCUAUGCCGGGGGCUAUGCUGGCCUCGCAGGGGGUUACAGUGGGGAUGCUGGUGAUGAAGACGAUGGGGAACCUUGCUAG